Drosophila eugracilis is the source of this 2825-nucleotide messenger RNA. RefSeq names its product CBL-interacting protein kinase 15. The record is from RefSeq and is a predicted model, not a curated record. Lineage: Eukaryota; Metazoa; Arthropoda; Insecta; Diptera; Drosophilidae. Gene Ontology annotation, molecular function: protein serine/threonine kinase activity; ATP binding; tau-protein kinase activity. Gene Ontology annotation, biological process: protein phosphorylation; microtubule cytoskeleton organization; intracellular signal transduction. Gene Ontology annotation, cellular component: cytoplasm.
UGAAUUCCCAGGAAGUGAAAGCAGCAAAACGGCAGCCGUGGAUACCAACGCGCUGCGCAGCUCAGCCACUGUGAAAGUGACGUCGACGACAACGCCCCUGACAAUUUGUCAGCCGCCACCGCCCACUCCGCCCUAUCAGCGGCUAACCAAGGCGCUGCAAUGCGAUCCGCGCUGCGGCCACGAGGUAACCAUCGGCCGUCGGAUUGGCCUUUACAGAUUUUGUGGCGACAUCGGACGCGGCAACUUCUCCAAAGUCAAACUCGCUGUUCACCAGUUGACGCGUGACAAAGUGGCCAUUAAGGUGGUGGACCUGGAUCGGGCUGGUCUCGAUGCCAAGGCGCUGCGAAUGCUGUCCAGCGAGAUAGCCACACUCGAGUGUGUUCAUCAUCCAAAUAUUUUGAGGCUUUUCGAGGUAGUUGAAACUUUGGGGCGGGUCUAUCUGGUCACGGAGUGGAUACGCGGUGGUGAGCUGUACAACCACAUAACCCAAGGAGGACCUCUGCGGGAGAUUCAUGCGGCUCCUUUACUGAAACAGCUCUUGCUGGCUGUCAAGCAUAUGCACAGUCUGGGCUAUGUGCAUCGGGACAUUAAGGCUGAAAAUGUCCUGCUCCUCUCGGAAGAUCGCUUAAAGCUGGCCGAUUUCGGUUUCAGCACCCAACUCAUCAAUGGUGCCAAUCAAAAGCUCGACACGUUUUGCGGCUCCCCACCGUAUGCGGCGCCCGAGCUCUUCUCCGAUGACCAUUAUAUCGGUGCCCCCGUCGAUGUGUGGGCCCUGGGCAUCCUGCUCUACUUCAUGGUGGUUGGCAACAUGCCCUUCCGGGCACCCACAAUCCCCGGCCUCAAGGCAGCCAUUCUCAAAGGAGACUAUCUGCUUCCUGGACAGCUUAGUUUGCCCUGCAUAAGACUUAUACAACGCAUCUUGAUCCACAUACCUGCCCAUCGGCCAACUAUAGACGACAUACUAAACAGUCAGUUUGUGACCUGCCCCAAAUUAAGUGCAGAUCUAAUGCAGUGGGAGAUCAACCAGCACACCAAGCCAGUGAAGCGAUCUAUAUUCUGGGUGCGUAGCAAAUCUCAUCGAUUGAGGAAAUCCGCAUCCUUAAGGGAUCGAUAUGCAGAGGUGGUAAAGAAGCCGGCCAUUAGUAUGAACACCCGUCAGCAAGAUGAGAUGUUUGUGCAGAACUUCCUGCAACCAAUCGAGAUGGGUCAUGAAUUAAUGCUUCAGGGAUCAGGUCAGCUAAAGGAACCACAGUCCACCGACCAGGCCAAGCGUCCAACCAGAAGAUACAUGUUCUGUGGUAGUCUUAAGAAAAAGGUUACACCCAUGGACACAGAGCCGGAGAAACAGUUGGCCAACGGUGGUCAAUGCGGAUCGGCCAAGAUCAAUCCGUGGAAUGUCGAAGUGGCCGACGAUUGUCCUUUGUUCAAGAACUACGACGCGGAGACGGGCAGCUGCAUUAUGUUGCCCACGAACACCGAGGAUCUUAGCCAACUGGGAGCUCUAGAGUUUGAAGCCCGGACAAUUUUGGCCGAACUGGGCUUGUCCUCCGAGAUGCUGAUCAAUGCUAGGCAGAGUGGACCACGUUCUGACAUCAUUGGCGCCUAUAGAAUUGUGGUCAAUCGAUUGCAAAAGCAAUCCUGGCUGGCACGAAAGCAUGUGGAGAUGGCCCUGCAUAGUGAGCCCAAAGCGGAGAAGCGAAUUGAGAGAUCAUGCUGCAUACUCUAAGACAUCCGCGAAUAAUUGUUGAAUGUUUAUAUUACUCUCCUGGUCCUGCUAGGUCCUUGGGUCCCCAGGAAUGAUAAGGCAAACUUGGUUUUCUAUAGAAUUUUUCAAGAAAAAAUGGUAUUUUGUUACCUUUUCUUGGAAAGGGAAACAGGGGUUCAAAGACCCUUAAGCUGAAUUAUCAAAUAUUUAACUUUUUUACUAGAGGCUAUACCAUUGAUCAGCUUAUUCUUUUGAAUUGUAACCAUUUAGAUUCAAUGUCUAAGCUUUAAUGUUAAAAAGUAACAAAUGGUUGGUAAAAAAAGAAAUUGAGGUUAGCAAGUUCUAGAGUAAAAACAAAUUGUCUAAAAAAUAUUCAGAAUAUUUCAAAACUUCUUUAAAAGUAAUACGUAGUGGAAUCAAAACACGAUCAGCUAAUAUUUCUUUAAAAAUAUAAAGGAAUCAAGGGAUUUAGAAAACCCUUAUUAGUUAAAUGAAAUAAAGACAAGUAUCGCUUGAAAGAAGAGAGAAGCUAUCUCUAAGGAUUUAAAAAGAAAAACCAAGAUAAAGGGGAAUCCAAUGGAUCCUUUGGAUAAUCCAGGUUUGCCUUUCUGCUGGGAUAAAGCUGAGAGACCAGAGGACAAGCCCAAUUAGUGUCAAUUUGCCAGCUGCAUAGGCGCGAGUUUGUUGUUAACGUAGUUUCCUACAUUCUUUCCUUGGUUACUCAUUCGAGAAAGUUCCUUAUUUCGUGUAGCUUCAGUUUGUCCAACCGUUAAGUCCAGAGGCGGAUAGCAAAGUUGAUAUAUACAUAUAUAUAGAAAUAUAUACAUAUAGUCCAAGUAUUAUGUAUUUAGUUGUUGGUCCAUUUUUAAGCAUAUACAGACGAAUAUACGAAACGAAAUAAUAUGAAUACAAAACAUAUAAAUACACACUUGGCUAAGGAUCGAUCGAUCUCAUCGAGUCUUCAAUGUACAACGUUGCAUAAAAAUGUUUAAUUGAUCAUCAAAAAAGCGAGUGUGUCUGUAUGUAAGUGUCACUCUCUGUGUGUGUGUUCUUGCCAAAUUGUCUCCCGUGGAGUCAAUAGCGUACAAUAAAGCAGCAUUAUGAAUCGCUAAGAAUCGCA